Molecule: messenger RNA, 1598 nt
Organism: Spodoptera litura
Lineage: Eukaryota; Metazoa; Arthropoda; Insecta; Lepidoptera; Noctuidae
Product: cytochrome b-c1 complex subunit 2, mitochondrial
Cellular component (GO): mitochondrion
Molecular function (GO): metal ion binding
Source: RefSeq, a predicted model, not a curated record
UGCUUUUGAGAAUAAAAUAUCAGACUGACAGCUUGUUUACAAGAAAGAUUAAAAUUUAAAAUGUACAAACGUAAUUGUCCACAUCUUCAAGAGAUGAUCGUUAAUAAACUUUCUAAGACUUCAAUACGAAUGUUAUCAGCCGAUAUGAGUAGAACUCGAAAGUUGCCUAAACCCAAUUAUGGUCCCGUGGAAGUGCAGCGUUCGGUUCUUCUAAAUGGGAUGAAAGUGGCUGUAGCCAAACCUCUUGGAGGUCAAAUUGGUGCUUGCACAGUAAUGUAUCAGGCUGGCUCCCGAUAUGAAAAGGAUGAAUACCUAGGCGCCAGUCACUUUCUGCGUACUGCAUCUAGUGCCUCCAGCUGUGCCUUUUCUGCCUUCACCAAAAUGCGCUACAUGUCCCAAAAAGGUGCUUCAAUUACCUGCACUAGUAACAGGCAAUCCAUAGCAUACACAUUGCGCUGUCCAGUCACUACUUUCCCAGAAAUGAAAUGUUUUCUACUGGAUACUGUUAUUAGAUGCUGCUUCAAGGAAUGGGAGAUGGACGACUUAAAACCCAUGGUCAGAGACGAUUUACACCGCAUUCACCCAGAGAAACGUGUGUUGGACUUGGCCCAAAAGGCUUGUUGGGGAGGACCUCUCAACAACUCUAUUUACUGCGAGCCAUCAAGGAUAGACAAUAUGAAUGGAGAGAUCCUCAACAACUAUACUGAAUGGAACUACAAGUCCGACCAUUGUUCAGUGGCUAGUGUCGGUGUUCCCUUUGAAGAGACCAUAAAAAUGGCGGAAGCUAUCGAGCCUAGACGAAUAAAGCCAGAAGCAAGGCGUGUCGACCCAUCAAUUCCGAGACGAGGGUUCGAGUUAUACGACCUGGGGGCUAACAGCGACACCUGGAUAUGCGUGGUUGUGCCCGGGUGUGGAACUCGAGACUUAACGAGCCUACUGAAUCACUCGAUAGUAGCACACGCUUGUGGAACAGGUAACAUGCAGGACGGGACCCACGUUUUAGACCGCACACCGGAACAGCCACUCGGACUCAUGGCAGGAAAUGAUGUUUAUACCUCCUUCAGAGCAUUCAACUUAUCGUAUCAUGAUACUGGCGUUUUCGGUAUAAUAGCAAGAACUCGUGCCCCUACGGCUUGGAACGUAACAAGAGCAGCCGCACAAUUUUUGUGUAAUGUCGGAUGUCUCACCUAUAACCAGAUAGAAAUUGGUAAAAAGAGACUUAAAGUCAGUUUAGCAAUCCAUGAUGAUGACUGCGUGAGAGUGGCCGAGGGACUAGCACUACAGCUAGCCAACGGUUAUAUAGUGGACACCGCGAAGGAGUCAAUGGCUAUGAUUGAUAACAUCUCUAUUGAAGAUGUAUCAAAGACUGCAAUGUCUUUGUCUCGUAAAUAUCGAGAUAUGGCUCUUGCUGUUGUGGGUGACAUUGGAAGGGUACCUCAUGACAAAGAGCUUUUUUGGACACAUUGAAGAGUAUCAUACAAUUUUGUAUUUAAUUUUAGAAGGUCGUUUUUUUAUUCUGAAAUAAAUGAUAUUAGAUAUCACGGAAGUACACGUCAUUAUUAAUACUACUUAUUAUAAAAUUAAUAUGUUUUCUCGAA